This is a messenger RNA of Spirometra erinaceieuropaei, 9103 nucleotides long. The record is from the annotation of a GenBank genome assembly. NCBI's taxonomy places the organism in Eukaryota, Metazoa, Platyhelminthes, Cestoda, Diphyllobothriidea, Diphyllobothriidae.
AUGGGUCAUAAGCACUUCAUCGAACCGAAGUUCAUCAGUCCCUCGCCACCUGUCAUUCUCUGUCGCUGCAGAUCGGGUAUUUAUCAAUCUGCAGCGACAGAGAAUGACAGGUGGCGAGGCACUGAUGAACUUCGGUUCGAUGAAGUGCUUAUGACCCAUCUGGUAGGCCUCAGUGGUGGACCGACUGCGCCAGGUGCGUCUGUGCGCAUGUUUGUGUUUCUGGUCCCAGCUGCUGGUGGUCAGGGUUAUGAUUGGCUGAAUGAAGACAGAAUAAGCCCGAAACAGAGCUGUAUCAAUCUACCCGCAUUCUCUGUCGUCCCUCCUCGCUGCUAUAUAUAUUUAUAUAGCGCUUUCAUCAUCUCCCGAAGAAGACGAAGAAGAAGUGAGAGCGAAUUCAUGGACCAUAUUUCAUUCGAACUGACGUUCCAGAAACUUCCUGGUUUUCAUCAUCAGAAUAGCGUACUUGUUGCUCCUGCCAGUCUUGAUUUGUUCAGUCUUACCGCUUGGUACUGAUGAGAGACUGCCACGCUCGCAUUCACAAAUGCCGCCACAUGAUUGAACAGCAUUUGUCAACUUGCUAGUUGAUCUUUACGGCACACGAGUUGGGGAUCGUAAAAGCGAUAAUUCUCGACAGUGCAUGGCGUCACCUCAAGUUGCGUGACGACCAGUUGUCUGGAAGAUUUGAGAAAAUAAGUCCGUCAAAGCAGUCCUCUACUGACGGUGUCUUGGUUCACAAUUUGUCCUCUCAUUAUUUAGCUCAGCGACAACUAGCGGUUCCAUCCUACGACGCGAAGUUCAGCAUAAGAGAUGCUCGACCGGAAGACUUUAUUGCAUUCUUUACAUCGGUGCACCAAAAGUGUGAGACAGGCGAGGAGUGCAAAAACGCCAUACGAUAGCAAGUGUCGGCCUUACUCCUCCACCACAAACGCCAGAUGACGAUUUCUAAAGCAGAAGAUCGGGAACUUCUGAAGAUACAAAAAAUAAAGGAUAUCCUCACCCUGUCCGCCGACAAGGGGCGCUCGACUGUCGUCAUGGAUAAGACUGAGCAGUGCACAAAACUAGGCAACCUCUUGAUGGACAAGGAACCUUAUGCGCCAUCGAUAGUCAGCGAGUUUAAAAAGCUCGUAAACAGCAUAAACUAUACGAUCGGCAAGCUGUGGAAGGCGGGAGUCCUUACGAGAAGGGAAGCGUUUGUCGCAAAAACCAGUGAUGUCGCAAUGAUGCGCAUCUAGGGCAUACCAAAGGUCCACAAGCAGGGCGUGCCGCUAUGCCCCAUCGUCUCCUUAGGUGGUAUCCCAACAUUUGGUCUGUCAAAGUUUCUGUGCCGGCGACUUUAGUUCCUUAUCAAGGAUCCGGAGUCGACAGUGAUGUCGGCUGAAGAGUUAUUGACGCGCACCAAACUUCUGGAAGUGGAGGCAGAUGAGUUGGUGGUGUCAUUUGACGUGACCGCAUUAUUCACCUCCAUCCCACCCACGCUGGCUAUCGACACCACUGAUGGGUUUCCCGGGAAAAGUAUGAUGAGACCGACCAACAGCCCAAACGAGCCCACAUCAGCGAGCUCCUGGAACCGUGACUUAAGACCUUUACAUUCAACGGCCAAGUCUAUGAGCUAAAGAAGAGACACCGAUAGAUUCGCCUCUGUCUGGACUAAUUGCCGAAGUAGUUUUGCUGAAGCUCGAACAGCUGGUCUUCAGCUCGUACCUCCCCCCCCCCAAGUUCUGGGCCAGAUACGUCGACGACGCGUUCGUUGUAAUCAAGAGGAGCGAGAUGAGGGCUUUCAAAGCAUUGUUUAACUCAAUCUUUCCCGACAUUUAGUUUACUAUGGAGGAGGAAGUGAACAAUCAGUUGCCCUUCCUCGACAUACAAGUUACGAGAUUGACGGACGGGAAGAUAAGGACAACGGUCUACCGUAGGGCAACAAAUACUAGUCGCAUCCACCACUUCCGAAGCAACCACCCUGUUGGUCAUAAACGCAGUUGUUUCAGAACUCCUUUUCAACGUGUUCAAACACACUGUAGUGACGACAGUGGGAGGAAGUAGGAGAUUAAUUACUUACAGGCCAUCUUUAAAGCCAACGGAUACUCGACGUCCUUCAUACGCAAGUGCCCCUAAAAGCCUCCUUUUGGACGGUCAAAUGGAGAAAAAGCCCAGGUCCUGGCUCUCAGUACCCUAUGUGAAGAACGUAUAAGAAGCGAUGGCGAGAAUCCUGAAACCUUUUGGAAUUGGCGUGGCUCAUAAACCAGAAUGAACCAUCAGACAGCAAAUCAUGGAGCCCAAAGACCCGCUACCAACAACAGAACAGUCGGCGGUGGUCUACAGCAUACCAUGCCCAAAUUGCAAUGCGAGGUAUGUUGGUGAAACGGGCAAACGCCUCGCAACAAGAUUGCACGAACACCAACUUUCAGUCAAUCGUAAGGACAAGCUGUCUUUGGUCUAUGGCCACGUACGUGAACUGAACCACGAUUUUGCAUUUGAGAAAGCAAGGAUAACUGAUCGAGCCGAUGAGAAGAUGGCUAGACUGGUGCCCGAAAAUUGGUCCUCGACUGGUACAUUCAACCGAGCUAUAGAUCUACAUCUCGCCUACUAGGCGCUGCGUACAAGGCUCGGAUCAGUCCGGACAGGAUCAGUUAGGCGAGCGAGCACGCGGGACCGAGAACAAACUCUCACAGAGAGGAGUGGAGUUGGGACCAGAGAUCAUGUGACCAAAGCCAAACACUGUCUCACCGAUGUUCACAUGAACAGCGACGACCGAUCAGUCCACCAGCUGACGUGGGAGAGGCCAACGGGCACGCUGAUUUGACUAGAAUCACGCCGAAUCCAAAGGAAACAAAGGCUGCCCAGGCCUGUCAGCGGUCAGCCCCGGUGAGAUCUAAGCCAGUCAGAGGCAAACAGGCAGGUCAAAGUUCGUGCGUCGAGCACGCCUAUGAUACGAAGCAAGCGGCAAGACUGAAGAACUCAAGACCAGCAGGAGCAACAAGUAGGCCACUAUGAUAAUGGAAACGAGGAAGUUUCCGAAACGUCAGUUCGAAUACAAUAUGGUCUAUGCAUUCGCUCGCUCUUCUUCUUCGUCUUCUUUGGGCAAUUAUGAUCGCAAUAUUUUUAUACAUAUAUUAUUGGUGGAGGACGCUCACCGAUCGUUCUUAUGGGACUCACUCGUUCCGUUGUGCCUUACGGGCUCUCUAUAUCGAGCCCAACCAGCAGCUGCAGAGCGGCGCAAGAUGUAGGCAGUAUGUUAUUACCGGCAGUGGCAAGGGAGACUGGAAUGACCAUUUCUGGCUUAUUAGCCGUUGUCAGCCAGUCAUACCCAACCUCGAAUCAUGGAACACCCGAGACUCGAACUCGCGGCCUCAUAGUCUGAAGUUCACGCCUCCAACCGCUGGGCCGCGAGCCCGCUGCCCAGUCGGUUUCGGUCGGGAAUAUACAAUGGUUGGGGGUGCUCACCGAUCGUUCUUACGGAACUCACUCGUUAUUUGUGCCUUACGGGCUGUCUAUCGAGCCCAACCAUCAGCCGCACAUCGGCGCUGGUCGUGUUAGAGUGCCAGGCUUCAAGGAAUUCGCGGACAUCAACUGCCUUGUCGAUCUGGACUCUCAUUACGAAGCUCUGCGUGCCCGGCUCACUGACUUGCGCCCACGACCUAACAGCAGCCGCUAACCCACACUGAGCCAUGCACAAUCGCACAAUUUCGCCACCCCCAACCCACACACAGCGAACCGCAACUGCGAUCGCUAACACAUCUACGUUGGCUCACUGACCUCUGCCCGCAUGCCGGAUCGAAAAAUAUUAAGUCCAUUGUCCGUAAUCCCAUUGAAUUGUCAUCCCCCAUACCCUCCAACACGGGGAACAUCAACAGUUCUUCCUCCCCUCACCCGCCACAGAUGCUAGCAUAAUUAUGUGCCCACCCCCAUUUCAUGCAUUAGUUGCUUGCCUAUCAGUGGCUGCCCUGUCACGCCAACCAAUUCGGUUUGACCAUUUCACUUUCUCCUCCGAUUAUUUCGUCUGACAAUGGGUUGGUGUUCCCAGCGCGAAAAUUCCCGAGUACAAUUCGAUUUCUAUCCAAUGAGCCAUCUAUCUACAUCAUAUAAAUACAUACCUACGUGCAGAUUCGAGGUCAAAAAUCUAAUUGGAUUGAUCGUCCUCAGAAGAAAGCGAAGAAAAGAAGACGAGUUUAUGAACCGAAAUUUAUUUGAACAGACGUUUCGGAAACCCCUUCGUUUUCAUCAUGAAAACUGGCAUGGGUAAUGAGGAUGUGGUCGAACGUUGAGCUACUACACCUGAAUUUGAAUUUUUAACAGCUCGAAACCCGCAUUUGAUUAAUGGUCGAUUUUACUUUCGCACACUAAAAAGUCGGUCUUUAUUUCAUACAAUUAUUAUCUCAAGUGGAAUUUUGUUCCCCAUAUUAGCAGUCGAGUAUUAACGUUACAUUAAAUGAUUAUUACAACCUUUGUAACUAAUGGCCAUAGUAAUCUGAAUUUGUGUGGGUUAAUUUCUUGUGUUACGCCUUCCACGAACUGGUGACAACAAUAGUACGUUUUUUAACCUUUCUGACGACAGGUUGCUCAGAGUGUCAUCAUUUGCUCAAUUGGAAUAUCCCCAACCGAGUGACCUUGGGUAUACAUGUGUGCACUAAUAAGUUGGCUCUCAAGUCGCGGGCUGCAUUCGGAUAUCACGCAGGUUGCUGACAGACGGGAUUGGUCAAGUGCGAUGCUUGGCUGACGACAUCUUCGCAUCAACUCUUGAGGGCAGAAAGUGUGCAGUAGCAAUAUGUCAAGGGUUACAGCAAGUUAUUUGUAGGAAUACUUAAACUUCAGCUGUUCCGUCCACCUCGUACCAGCAUGCUGAUUUGACUAACAAAAUCCAUACUUUUUGAGUUCAUACCCCAGGAAAACACUUUGCUGAUCCAUUCAGCUCGUUUGCAGGGAUGACAGCGGCGGCUAUUUAAAAACACUGAUGAACAUGGAUAGCUGUCUGCAAAAAAUCAUGAUAUGUACCCCCCCCCACUGGGUUGUCAUGUUGAACUUAGUCUAAACGUAGGCCAUACAGGCUAAUGGCCUACGUUACAUGGGUCGUGUUGCUGCAUUAGUUCGAAACGGAGGCCACCGACUCGUGUACUGACGAUGCAGCGUCGCCAGAUUCCAGAAUGAACUGAAAAUCUUUUGAUAUUUGACUAAUUAACGUAUCCAUUUUUCAUGCCACUGUGCAACAUACAGCCAGAGGUUCAGUUCGAAUUUUGGUAACGAAUGCCGCAGGAAUGAAAAAAGUUCUCACAAUUAAAAAUCAAUUUAUUGUGCAAACAAUCUGAUUAUUCCUUCCAGACGAAUCAUUCCUUCAAAAGGCUGCAUCAGAACUAAGUUAGUUUAUCCCUAUUGAAAUCCCUUGAAUCGCUGCAUUUAUUACGGCCAGUAGAAUAUCAGAAUAUCAGCUGAAAAGCCCCCCUCCCCACCCUCAAACUGAAAACCUAUAGUCCGGGGACAUUAAAACGUUCUACUGUGUUGACGUCGUGGACCUGCAAAAUCCUCCGAUCCGAUUAUGCUUACAAAUAUAUAGUCGCGUAUGACGACGAGGUUAAGGUGGAACAGUCUUCAUUGAACAACUGACGUGUCAUCUAGGCUCGUUGGGAUGCGAUGUUUCGUGACUUGGCGUUUUGGGACAAUAUCGAUGACAUUUAGGGCAUAACGAGUCCCUGUUACUCUUAAGGGGGAUCGGAUACACCCUCUCUUCAGUGAUGUGAACUAACGGCGGCUGUUCGAAACCCAUUGCGGACAGGUUUAGUUCAACUGCGUACCUGUGGCUAGUUCGAUGUUAACGACUUGACCAUGCCAUCGUUCGAGAUAAAAGCUUCGGGAGGCCUCUUUAUGGUCUUUGUAAUUCGUCGACUAAUAACUGUUUCCGGUGUAUAUCAAUCUCUAAACGUUUAAAGGGGUCGUCUACCAUAUUUGGGAGCAUUUCGAGGUGGAGAAUAGCUGUUCAUAUUUGGACCUCGUUACGGUGAUUGCCGAACAUCCCUUCGGCGCCUCCUUCUCUUCCAAAGGGAAUUUUUGUACUUUUUUUUUACUUAGAAAGGGCUCCAGGAGUAGUCUAUGUUAGCCGCCCUCAUACGCCUAAAAGGAAGACAUGUGAUCUGGGAAGACGUUGUCCUGUACACAUAUAAUCCUGCUUUAGUAAAAUAUAUGUGCAUUUGUUGUGGAAGUAAUGGUCUUGAAUGUUGUUUGAACGAUUCUACGGAAACUAUAAAGCUGUUAGCCCCUCGUGGUGCAAUGAUAAUAAAUCUGUACUCGUUCGUCAUUUGUUCUUCAACUGAGAAUAACGUCCUAGAGAGCGUUAAGCAGCAAUGCGUAAUCGAUCCUCCCGAAAAGACUAACGGAAUGAGGGGGAUGUUUUCGAUUGUUUGCAGAGAUCACAGAGUCGUACACCAACCACAUAUUGCUCUGAGUCAAUCACUUGGACGUUAGCAGAAGUUGAGACACUGAUCUGCGAUCGGUAAUAAUCACCGUACGGAGGAAAUCAUAGCCACCGAUUUGGUUUGCUUGAGGGUAUCUUUUAAGGAGAGUUGAAUUGCACCUGUACGGCGAUGAAUAAGAACCCACGGACAACCAUGUGCCCUUGGCCGACAGAUGAGAACAGGCAAGUUCCAGUAAGCAGCUCAGAAGACGAAGAUGCGAUUAGUGGAACAAGAAGUUUCUUGGCCUGACGCUUCAAUUUCUGCGCAAUUGUCUCGACAAUAAUGUGUUGUGGAAGUGUGUUUCAUACAAGCCCUAAGUUAACGCAGAGCUGUCGAGACGCGCAGUACUUCAGCAAGGCAGAUGACUGAUCAGAGUGCUCCUUCAAGACUGUCACUUACGUUUUCGCAAAAACCGUCAGAGGAAUGACCAAGGAACUGACGGAGGAAAAAAUGCAGAUGUUAAGGUAUUAGGCCUCCGUGUUUCAUGUUCCAUUCCUCCUCACGGGGCACCGCCGCGCAACCUGCUUUCCAAGGUGGAAGUUGGUGCGCUUAAGGAACUCAGAGCCGACAAUGACCUCGUUAUUGUGCCUGCGGACAGGGGGCGUUGCACGAUCGUAUUGGAUAGGACAGACUACAUUCAGAAAGCCAAACGCUUGUUGGGGGAUCGUCUGUCCUAUGUCCCGUGCGGAUCCAACCUCAUCUGAUAGUUGACACACGAGAUCAUUGCGAUGUUGUUGGCCAUGGAGAACCCAGAUGCGAUAUCACCGAUAGACUUGCGCGUGGCGAGGGCGCAGGAAACGACCGUGGCCCGAUUCUACGGUUUCUCAAAAGUUUACAAAGAGAGCGCUCCUCUCCGGCCAAUCGAAUCACUAAACAGCACUCCAAACUACACUCUGGCAAAGCUAGGCUCUGCCUAACGAUCAGAGCCCAGCAACCGUCGCGACCAACAGGCUAAAGCGGGUGAGGGUAUCCGUGUGUGCAUCUCGGCUUACGGUAAUCUCGGCUGCGGUGGCCGGACUGAUCACCGCGUCGGCAUCUCCGAGAUGAGACUCCGUCUGGAACAUCGUAGGGGCUACAAGGUAAUUGGUCCCCAUGGUAAGCAAACAUUAUUCUGCUGCCUUUGCUUUCGCUUGUUUUUACUUGCUUCUUCUCCGCCUGCUUGUUUGUGUUUGCCCUUGUUGAAAGGUAAAUGUCGUGCUCUCGAAUUUCGCCUCUUGCCUUUGCUUUUUGCUAUUCUUGCCUGCUUGCGCUUUGUCUGCUUAUUCGUAUGCGUCAUUAUUGUAGCCUCAAUGCGUUUUUUUGGAUUUGUCUGCCUUUUGUUUAUAUUUCAGCAACCAGUUCGCUUAGAGAGGUACGGGACGGCUCUGCUUCCCGGCUCUCCACCCUUCCCCAUCCCGCCGCGACGGGUUCACGCGGACAAGGAGGUCAAGUCAGACGUUGAAAAUCUCCCUGAUGCGCAUGCAGAUCUACCCGACAAACUGAGAGGACCUCGCCCCGGAUCGACUUACUUGGAGGAGAACAGUGAACACAGGCGCAGAAAUCUUCGAAGCCAACUGCAUAUCCGCUACCAAAGGAAAACGCAGGACAAACAAAUCUUAACUGCCGACGCCGCCGCCGCCACAUAACCCCAACGCCCAACGGCCCCCAACAUGUCCACUAUGUCAAUGGACUUUUCAGGCGUCAAUUGGACUUGCUGGACACUUGCGGACCAGCUGCAGCACCCGGACUGCAUCAACCGUCGUCUCUCCGUCCACCUCUCCCUCGCCUCCCACGCCGUCAACUAACGCUGACCGCCAUCCAGACCCACCACCACCAUCAUCCUUCUCCUCCUACUCCUCCUCCUCCUCCUGCAUCUCAGUGUCUGCCGCUGUGGCGUCUGCCAUGCCCAUCAACACUACACACAAUCCUGACACACCAAGAAAACCAGCACUAGCGAUGAGGACGGGGUUUUUACUUGUCCGCAUUGCGAUCGCACCUUUACCUCACACAUUUGCCUGGCCGGUCACUUACGAGCCCAUCGCACAGAGACUGUCAAACCAAUGUCUGGGGCACCAGCCUACACUCGCCGCAUCCACCUCCAUUGUCCACAUUGCACUCUCACGUUUAUUCUCCGCAAGGGUCACAUUAAACCACAUGCGUAUCCACGACAGCGGAAUUGACCGAAGCCCCGACACAUCUAGCACAUCCAGCACACCCACCAUGCCUAGCCCAACGCACAUCCCGUCGCCCAACAUUUCAACGAACAACCACACCUCGUCGCCCAGCACGCCCACUACCACCAACUCGACCAUCACCAUCACCGAAGCUGAUACUGACACCGCCGACUUCUCAUGCCCAAACCUGUCUCCGUGCAAUCACCUCACGCGUCGACCUGGUGGGUCAUUCGCGAAUUCUUCGCAUCUACCUACACUCGCUGUAUCCGCCUCCACUGUCCACACUGCACUCUCACAUUUAUUCCCCGCAGGAGUCUAUUAGGCUACAUGCGCAUCCACGAAAACCUGAAGGCGUGUGCGAUGGCCGUUUCAGCAAACCAUGGCCCUCGCAGCCUGGAAUGCGAUGGAAGUUCCUUUACACCUGGUUCCCUGCCCGUAGAUGCGCUUGCGCUCCCGCUGGGUAUACAGGUGGUGGGCAUGACUGCCCAGUCACCACCCUCGUCCUUCUGA